Molecule: messenger RNA, 2876 nt
Organism: Ictidomys tridecemlineatus (thirteen-lined ground squirrel)
Lineage: Eukaryota; Metazoa; Chordata; Mammalia; Rodentia; Sciuridae
Source: RefSeq, a predicted model, not a curated record
AGGUGCCCGAGUCUAAGUCCUACCCACUGAGGAUGAGGAAAAGACUUAAGAGACGUGUGGAAACAGUGUCAUAGCCGUUGUCAUGGUGUUGUCCGAGAACACCGAAAGCACUGGCUGCUCGUGUGUAACCUGGGGUGGUCUAACGUCAGAGUCGUCGUAAUGUCCAUGAUCAGAAUUGAAAAGAGGAGAAAGUGAUCUGACCCCCAAAUUAGCAUGUGGGAAUGGUCCUUGUGCGGAGCGAGAAUGGGCAGUUGUUAAUGAUUCCUCAGCAGGCCCUGGCCCAAAUGCAGGCCCAGGCCCACGCCCAAGCCCAGCCUCAGAGCACCAUGGCGCCCCGCCCUGCGGCCCCCACAAGUGCCCCUCCCGUCCAGAUCUCCACUGUACAGGCUCCUGGCACACCUAUCAUUGCACGGCAGGUGACCCCCACUACAAUAAUUAAGCAAGUGUCUCAGGCCCAGACGACGGUACAGCCCACUGCAACCCUGCAGCGCUCCCCUGGGGUGCAGCCUCAGCUGGUCCUGGGCGGCUCUGCCCAGGCAGCUUCACUCGGGACGGCCACAGCUGUGCAGGCAGGGGCACCUCAGCGCACGGUCCCAGGGACGGCCAGCGCCUCCACAGCUGCCACGGAAACCAUGGAAAACGUGAAGAAAUGUAAAAAUUUUCUGUCUACGUUAAUAAAACUGGCUUCAUCUGGUAAACAGUCCACAGAGACAGCAGCUAACGUGAAAGAACUGGUGCAGAACUUACUGGAUGGGAAGAUCGAAGCCGAAGAUUUCACUAGCAGGUUAUACCGAGAACUCAAUUCUUCACCUCAACCUUACCUCGUGCCUUUCCUGAAGAGGAGUUUACCCGCCUUGAGACAGCUGACCCCCGACUCCGCGGCCUUCAUCCAGCAGAGCCAGCAGCAGCAGCCACCCGCCUCACAGGCCACCACCGCACUAACGGCCGUGGUGCUGAGCGGCUCUGUGCAGCGCACGGCCGGCAAGACGGCCGCCUCCGUGAGCAGCGCCCUGCAGCCCCCUGUCAUCAGCCUCACGCAGCCCACACAGGUGGGCCCUGGCAAGCAGGCACAGUCUGCACCGCUGGUGAUCCAGCAGCCCCCGAAGCCAGGAGCCCUGAUCCGGCCUCCGCAGGUGACCUUGACCCAGACGCCCAUGGUCGCCCUGCGGCAGCCUCACAACCGGAUCAUGCUCACCACUCCCCAGCAGAUCCAGCUGAACCAGCUGCAGCCAGUCCCAGUGGUGAAGCCCACCGUGUUACCUGGAACCAAAGCCCUUCCUGCCGUCGCCACGCAGGCAGCAGCCGCACAGAAAAACAAGCUCAAGGAGCCUGGGGGAGGUUCGUUUCGGGACGACGAUGACAUUAAUGAUGUUGCGUCAAUGGCUGGAGUAAACCUGUCGGAAGAAAGUGCAAGGAUACUGGCCACAAACUCUGAGUUGGUGGGCACGCUGACGAGGUCCUGUAAGGACGACACCUUCCUCCUCCCCGCGCCAUUGCAGAGAAGGAUAUUGGAAAUAGGUAAAAAGCACGGCAUAACGGAAUUACAUCCAGACGUAGUAAGUUAUGUAUCCCAUGCCACACAGCAAAGGCUACAGAAUCUUGUAGAAAAAAUAUCUGAAACGGCUCAGCAAAAAAACUUCUCCUAUAAGGAUGAUGACAGAUACGAGCAGGCAAGCGAUGUCCGGGCUCAGCUCAAAUUUUUUGAACAGCUUGAUCAGAUUGAAAAGCAGAGGAAAGAUGAGCAGGAGAGGGAGAUCUUGAUGCGGGCAGCAAAGUCUCGAUCCAGACAAGAAGACCCAGAACAAUUAAGACUGAAGCAGAAGGCGAAAGAGAUGCAGCAGCAGGAGCUGGCACAGAUGCGACAGCGGGAUGCCAACCUCACAGCCCUGGCAGCGAUCGGGCCCAGGAAAAAGAGGAAAGUGGACUGUGCAGGGCCAGGAUCUGGAGCAGAGGGCUCGGGCCCCGGUGUGGCAGUUCCAGGCAGCUCCGGCGUGGGAGCCCCCAGGCAGUUCACUCGGCAGAGAAUCACACGGGUCAACCUCAGGGACCUCAUAUUUUGUUUAGAGAACGAGCGCGAGACAAGCCAUUCACUGUUGCUCUACAAAGCACUCCUCAAGUAACACAGGCUGCCGGUGUUUCUGACAGAGACGCCUGGGGACGUUUUUAUAUAUUUGCAGAUUGCGCCUUUUUGUAACAAGCAAAUGGGAUAUUGUUUAAAAACAGCCACCUCUUUGCAAUGGAACAGUUUUAUAUUCCAGUUUCUAAAUCAGCUCAGUGUGGAAGGAAACCUCUCCUGUAGCAGAGAACACAGGCCUGUGGAUGCUCCUGAAGGUCAGCUACGCCCCCGCUCAUCCUCGACUGAGUGGCCUUCUUGCCAAACAAGCCAUAUUAAAGACUGACGAGCCGUUCAGUGACCGCGCUGCCCUGCCAGCUCGCACAGCCCCAAGUCCUCGUGCAUUUUGGUUUAGUUCACCUAACGUACCACGUAGGUGUCUGUCUACAGCCGAUGACCUCAUUUCACUUAUUUUAUUUUUGUAACAGUCAGUUGGCUAAGCAAACUGAUUUUUAGACUAUUUAUCUUCCUCCUCUUCCCCACUCCGCUUGAAGUUCUGCAGGAACGUGCGGUUUACCGCAGCACCGUCACCUCGAGUGGGCCCGCGGUCCCGCCUGGUGGAGGCCGGAGCCCAGCAAGCGGCCCCUUCUGAAUGUGCUCAGCAUCUGUACAAAUGCAUUUUAUUUGCUACAGUUUGUGAAGCUGUAAGGUUAAAAGAAAUGAGAACUUUUUCAGCAUAAAUAUAUUUUACUUGCACUGUGUUUUUUAGCUAAAAGUGAAAACUUAGAUUAAAUAAAAUCAAAGUUGAGAAGAAUCAUCAAAA